AUGGCACGCCUCGGAAAUUUGUUGGCGUUGCUCUCGACGGCCCUGCUCGCGACGGAAAGCCUCGCGGCGAAACGCACCUUCGCGAAGAAGAAAGGAAAGACCCAGAUGUGGAUCACAAUUAUUGUCGUCGUGGGCACCGUCGCCACCCGUGCAGAAAUGGUUCCCAGUGACGCGGAGAUCAACGCCAAUGGGUCAUCCCGCACGCAGGUCAUGCUGGCGCUCUUAUGCGCCCUCUACUGCCAGUGCGGCGACCGCAUUUACACGGCCGGGAACAACAACCGCAGGAACGAGCAGGAGCCCCUCAUCGUCGAGGGCAAGCCGAUCCCGCCGCCGUGA
Pelagomonas calceolata is the source of this 336-nucleotide messenger RNA. Lineage: Eukaryota; Pelagophyceae; Pelagomonadales; Pelagomonadaceae. The record is from the annotation of a GenBank genome assembly.